Molecule: messenger RNA, 2163 nt
Organism: Nycticebus coucang (slow loris)
Lineage: Eukaryota; Metazoa; Chordata; Mammalia; Primates; Lorisidae
Gene: RHBDD2
Product: rhomboid domain containing 2
Exons: 5
Coding region: 913-1578 (221 amino acids)
Cellular component (GO): membrane
Molecular function (GO): serine-type endopeptidase activity
Source: RefSeq, a predicted model, not a curated record
GUCCGGAGGUGCCAUCCGCCACCUUCUUCACUGCGCUGCUCUCGUUGCUGGUGUCCGGGCCCCGCCUGUUCCUGCUACAGCCACCCCUGGCGCCUUCUGGCCUCUCGCUGAAGUCUGAGGCCCUGCGCAACUGGCAAGUUUUGGAAGUACUCAACAAUAAUGAAGUAUUCUUCAAAUAAUGAAGCCUUCUGGAGAUGGCCUGACUGAGCCACUAUGGAAGGAGAGGUCAGGAUUACAGCUGAGGAGACUGGCACACAGAGUUAAGUAACACCCAUUCAAUCUACCCUGAAGCUGUCACAAUUAAUUAACACUCAAACUGCCCAGUGAGGUAGGUCAGUUUUAAAACUUAAAAAAGGAUUAUAAAGUACUUUACAAAUUCAGAGGCCACCCCAUGCCAAAAACUAUUAUAUUUUUCCCAUAUGGAAGUCAGAUACUGAGACUUGCUCCAGGUCUGGAAAAGAACAAGGAUUAGAUAUUCGUGGCUCUAUAUUGUCUCUUUGAGUCCUUCAUUGUUACCUCCCACUGCUUGUCUUGGCUUCAGCUGAUUUUCACUGGCUUUCAUUUCUCUAACAUGGGGCUGCUCUCCCCUCUUCUAGAUGGCUUAUAACCUGGCUAUCCCCCCUUGGAGCAACCCAGCAUCAGGCCUCUAACCCAGCUUCCUCUUUAGUUUACAGGCUGGUGACCUACAUCUUUGUCUAUGAGAAUCCGAUCUCCCUGCUCUGCGGUGCCAUCAUCAUCUGGCGCUUUGCUGGCAAUUUUGAGAGAACCGUGGGCACCGUCCGCCACUGCUUCUUCACCUUGAUCUUCGCCGUCUUCUCUGCUAUCAUCUUCUUGUCGUUUGAGGCUGUGUCAUCACUAUCAAAGCUGGGGGAGGUGGAGGAUGCCAGAGGUUUCACCCCAGUGGCUUUUGCCAUGCUGGGAGUCACCUCUGUCCGCUCCCGGAUGAGGCGGGCCCUAGUGUUUGGUGUGGUUGUGCCCUCAGUACUGGUGCCAUGGCUCUUGCUAGGCGCCUCUUGGCUCAUUCCCCAGACCUCUUUCCUCAGUAAUGUCUGUGGACUUUCAAUUGGGCUAGCAUAUGGCCUCACUUACUGCUAUUCCCUCGACCUCUCAGAGCGAGUAGCAUUGAAGCUUGAUCAGAAGUUCCCCUUCAGCCUGAUGAGGAGGAUAUCCAUGUUCAAGUACAUCUCAGGAUCUUCAGCGGAAAGAAGGGCAAUCCAGAGCCGGAAGCUGAACCCUGUGCCCGGCUCCUAUCCCACACAGAGCUGUCACCCUCACCUGUCCUCAAGCCACCCUGUCACCCAGAUGCAGCAUGCCAGUGGUCAGAAACUAGCUGCCUGGCCCACCUGUGCUCCUGGGCACAUGCCCAGCCUGCCUCCCUACCAGCCUGCCUCUGGCCUAUGUUAUGUGCAGAACCAUUUUGGUCCCAACCCCAAUUCCUCCAAUGUCUACCCAGCUUCUGUGGGAACCUCCCUGGGGAUCCAGCCCCCCAUCAGCUGCCCUGGCACAGUAUAUUCUGGGGCCCUGGGCACUCCAGGGGCUAUAGGCUCCAAGGAGUCCUCAAAGGUCCCAAUGCCCUGAGAGUAUUUCUAAGGAAGUUAUCUCAUAUCUUGGCCUUCUGAAGAAGAUCCUCUGAACUCAGAUUUUCUAGACAGAUUAUUUAUUGAACACCCCUGUGUGCCAGGCUCUGUGUUGACUUCUUUGAGAAAUGUCCCUAUUUCAGUCUCAUUUGUGCUCAUGGCAGCUUCGUGAAGUACCCUUUGCUGUUGCCAGUUUACAGAUGCAUAAGGUGAGACAGUCUGUGCUUGCACCAAGCCACGUGGUUCUGGAGUGACACAGCUGGGCUUCUCAGCCCCAGGUCCCCAGCUCCUAGAGAACACGUGGGAGAAGAGGGCAGUAGCUGCCCCACCAUCCUUCCUGUCAUUGUGUGCCAUGCUCUUGGUUAUAGUGUCCUGUGUCUGUGUCUCUGCCCUUCAGGAGCUCCCAGCUGGUGUGCUUGGCACUCCCCUAGCCUGUAGAAUAUCUCCCCCUCCUUAGUCCUCCCUACCCAGACUCCUCUACCCUAGAAGCAAUGAGAAUGAGCCCACGUGAGCUGCAGCAGCAUGCUGGUGGACCCACAGUGUUGAUUACCUUUGUGUAAAGAAAUAAUGUCCAACUUGCACAUAA